UCAUUUCGCGAGCGCGCCAACCAGUCAUAUGGCGUUCACAAUGAGAGACGCUUCCUAUCCUAAUAUGUUUUAGCAAAUUACGUGAUGUAAAUUAAAUAUAUAAUUUAUUACUAUGUAAAUACGUAUUGUUAUAGAUUGUUCUAGAGUAGCCGGUGAUUUGCGAGGAUAAAAAGGAAUUUAUCAUGGACUUCCUGAUUGGCGGGCUUGCGGGUGCGGGGGCAACAGUGUUCACCAACCCGAUAGAUGUGGUUAAAACGCGCAUGCAGUUGCAAGGCGAGCUGCGCACGCGCAGUGAACAGAGCACCAGAUACAGAGGGAUCUUUCACGCGCUGUAUGUGAUAGCACGCGCGGACGGUGCGCUCGCGUUGCAGAAAGGUCUCGUGCCCGCUGUGUUGUUGGGAUUCAGUAUGAACUCUGUUAGAUUAGGCACAUAUCAUGUCGCAGAAGUGCAAGACUGGACAAAAACCAAAGAGGGAAAUGUUAGUCUCGCAAAGUGUGCAUUCUGGUCUAGCAUGAGCGGCAUUUUGAGCUGCGUAGCUAGCAAUCCUGCAUCUGUUUUGAAGACAAGAAUACAGGCUGCCUCGCACCCGAGCAUAGCUGUCGGUAAACAGCAUAGUUAUAAAGGUUUCUGGCACGGCUGUCAGACAAUAUAUAAGACUGAAGGUAUGAGAGGAUUCUUUGCGGGGAUCAGCGCGAAUUGUACCAGAUUAGCGGUCGGCAGCGCAGCUCAACUCACCACGUUCUCUGUAAUGAAACAGGAGCUAUUAGUUCGCGGAUAUUUCGAAGAUUCGCCGUACCAGCUCGCUUUUGUCUCGAGUCUUGUCUCCAGUGUUUUUAUUCUAUUCUUUGAACCGCCAUUGGAUAUCGUUAUCACGCGGCUUUACAAUCAGGGUACUGGCAGGGAUUCACUGUACAAUGGCGUAUGGGACUGUUUCCGAAAAAUAUGCCGCACUGAAGGCUUUAUCGGGCUGUACAAGGGGAUUGGUCCACUGUAUUUGCGCAUAGCUCCUCAGACCACUUUGUCUCUUGUUAUUUGGGACUUGUUAAACAAUACAUUAAUUAAACGUGAAAAUUUAAAAUUGUAAUUCGAAAAUAAUAUGCAAAUAAUUAGUGUCAAUUCUGAAGUAUCAUUUCCAAUAUCUAUCUCGUAACUAAAAUUUUAUAUCGUUAGAAUUUUACAACUGAUUUUGAAAUAUAAAAAGUGCUGCUUCAGAAUUAACCCCAACACUUAUUGUGAUAUUUUCGUAAAGAAACAAUUUCAGUGGAUUUUUCAAAUGGACUAUUUCAACUACUACUAUCUGUUGAACGCUAAGUUAUAAAGUCGUUGAUAUAAAUGCAUAUAUCGUAUUUUCAUUUAUGUUCAAGAUCUAUAAUAAAAUUAAUACAAUAGAAUAAAUGAGUUCUACAAAACAAUCCGCCUGGCUAGCAUAAAAUAAGCUAAUAUCCUUCUUGUAUAGGGAGAGACCAAUGUAAACUUAAACCUUAUUGGGUAGAUUAAAAUAUAUAAUUACAUAUAUACCCACUUAAUUAUUAAGCGAUAAGACAAUCUGUUAAAUAAGUAUAUAUAAAUUGUUACGUUGUUACUUGAUUAAACUAUAUUUACAUAUAGAAUUACCA
Molecule: messenger RNA, 1617 nt
Organism: Galleria mellonella (greater wax moth)
Lineage: Eukaryota; Metazoa; Arthropoda; Insecta; Lepidoptera; Pyralidae
Product: solute carrier family 25 member 35-like
Exons: 6
Coding region: 183-1085 (300 amino acids)
Source: RefSeq, a predicted model, not a curated record